AUGUGCUCCCUUGUAGGGGAGGUUUCAGCGGCCCGUGUGGGCCGCGGUAUCAGGUGUACUGAAAAGCCGGCUGAAGAUUACCAGGUUGUUCUGCCUCAUCUGCCCACAGGUGCGUCUGUUUUAAACACGGUGUUUUUGCAUGGUGAUGUAAAAGCCAGGCCAUAUCGAGUCGAGCAUGUCCGAGACAGCCUUGCGCGUCUCUCACUGCUGCCGGAAGUGGUUGCCCUCGGGGCAUACCAAAUGAAUCACCUGUGGGCAGUGACGUUUAAGGAUGAGGAAGGCAAGAAGAAGAUAUUAGCGGCAGAUGCGUUCAACGUUAAAGAUCACCGCUGCAUGGUCAUCGACCCACGCGAUCAAGGUGUCCGACUGAAGCUUUACUGGCUGCUUCAUGGCGUACCGGACGAUGACGUGCGAGUGGCUUUGGCGCCGUUUGGAAAAGUUACGGAAAUCAGCAGAGACAAGUGGAAGGUCAAGGGAUGCAUCGACAAAGGAUCAACAACCCGCUCGGUGACGCUGAAAUUAAAGGUGGGCGUUACAGUGGAUGACCUUCCUCACCAGCUGCGUGUUGCCGAAGACAUGGCGCUCGUCUUCGUUCCUGGCAGAGCGCCGCUCUGCCUCCGAUGCCGUGGCACCGGACACAUCCGACGAGAGUGCCGCGUUCCACGAUGUGGGAUCUGUCGGCGCUUCGGCCACGAUGACUCCCAGUGCGUGCGUUCUUAUGCCAGCGUUACAGGCCCACUCCGUAGCGACGUUGUGUCAGAACACCUGAUGGACGCCGCCGACGCCGAAGAAGCUAGCAGGGAAUACAACGACGGCGCGAAGACUGCUGCAACGCCCCCUGAAGCUUCUUCAGGAGCUGUUCAGGAAGCGAAUGGUGGUGCCGAGCCCUCGGCUGCAGCAUCGGAAACGAUACCAGAGACUACAACAGAUGACGCGGAAUCGAAGGCCGCAAACACGUUAUUGUCAGUAGCGCAAGACGCCGACCAGGAGGUAACGGACGCCGAGAUGCUCACGACCGGAAGCGUCGCUGCAAAGCGGCCUUACGAAGACUCCGACAACAUAGGGAAAGCGAGUGCGUCCGGCACCGGCGAGCCUCCAACGAAGGCGUCGACUGGGCGGCGGUCUUCGGUUCAACCGAAGCCAAAGUUGCCGCCUGACCGUAGGGUGAACCCUACAACGCCUCCGCACUAGCGGAGGUGACGUUCCAGACGACUUCAACGAGGAUGCCAAGAAACCCACUGUUGCGAUGUGAGUAGGACGCCUGGCCAAGCAACCUCCAUGAAAUGGCGACUAACUUUCAAUCUAGCCUUCGCGUUGCGACAUUGAAUGUGAGAGGACUGUGUUCGCGCAGGAGGCAAUGUCA
Dermacentor silvarum is the source of this 1363-nucleotide messenger RNA. RefSeq lists its product as uncharacterized. Gene Ontology annotation, molecular function: zinc ion binding; nucleic acid binding. The record is from RefSeq and is a predicted model, not a curated record. Lineage: Eukaryota; Metazoa; Arthropoda; Arachnida; Ixodida; Ixodidae. Bases 1 to 1191 code for a protein of 396 amino acids. The transcript has a single exon.